AUGGGUGAUAAAAAAGAUCGUUGGAAUGGCGAGGUGAGAGUCGAAAGGUCAAAAAAGAAUGAAAAAUCUAUUUCUGAACCCCAGACUGAAUAUUUAGAUAUGGAUACUGAUGAAGAAGAAUUUGGAAGACAAGAAACUCCAGAGCCAGAAGGCGAAGAACCUCUCGAACCGGACAAACCAAUAUUUACUGACGAGGAACUGAAUGCGUUGGUUAAAUACGUGAAGGAUUUAACCAUUUUGCCCUCCCUAUCAGACUUCUACUGGAAUGAGGAAUGCUACACAGUAAUAAAAGAAUAUUUUCAAGAACCAAAAAAAAUUAUUCUAACUAUUUUCUUCGAUGAGAACGAAUUGAGAGCAAGUCUUGACUUUCCAGCAAAAACAAAAAAUGGAUUGACAUAUUUUUUGCGACAUCCUUGGCAAGUUUAUACAGGUGCCAAUUUCUUGUCAACUGUAAUCUUUGGAAACGUCAAUGAAAAUACUGAAAAUACUUUAUUAAAAUUCAUGGAAUGCACAUACGCACCUGUGGUUUUUAACAGCGACGAGUGGCCCUACAUCACCAAGAACGAUGUGUUUUCGACUUUCCACGAUUUUAUGAUGUUGCUUACAGAUGUUGUUUACAAACCAAAGGGACUUACUAUUUUGUAUAUACCCAGAGAAAGUUUUACAACCGAGGAACUUAAAGCACAAGACGUUGACCGAGAAGAAAGUCACGAUAAAGAAUUUAUCAAUAGACUUGAAAAAAUCACUCGUACUUGGAUUAAACAAAUCCGAGAAGCUUUAAUAGCUUUACCAAUUUUUAAAACGGAAUUAAGAGACAUAAGGGACGAAUUCGAUUAUUGGAAUCAUAAAUAUGACAAUCUCAGCUGUCUUUUGUGCCAAAUGUCCAACGAAAAUGUAACAACGAUUAUAAAAAAACUUGAGAAUUUGAGUUCGACUAGUAUAAAACAAUUUAAUCCUUUACUGGAAGAGAUCAAAAUAAAAGUGAAGGAGGCCUCUGCAAAUAUAACUUAUUUGAAUAUAUUAUUGGAAGCUUGCAAUGAAAUUCAAGAACCUGGUGAUGUAGAAAUCCACGUAUCGAAAAUUAUACUUUUAUUGAGAUUUAUACAAGCGGAAUCUCAUUUUUUUUCUGCUACGUACGAAUAUUCUUAUACCAUCACUUAUGAAUUAGUGAAAACAUUUUUAACUAGAAAACAGACACGCGCGGAAAAUAUUGAAAUUCUCUAUCAAGCGCUCAGUGUUCGUAUCAUAAAUUUCUGUAAGGAAUAUGUUGAUUUGCAAAAAUUAUUUCAAAGCAAAGCUGAUACAACAAAAAAAAUGAUCAAAACCUGCAUUUCAUCUUUCAAACAAUAUUCCGAAAUCUACGAUCAAAUCAGUGAGCAAGAAGAAAAUUGGGACGUAAAUAAAGAAAAAGUUUUCAAAAAUGUACCUGCAUUUCUAAACAGAUGCAAUGACAUUGUCGAAAUUUGCAACGCAACAGUUGUUUUCAGCGGAACACCUAUUAUGUUUGGAGGUUCAAAAGGAAAAGUAUACGACAUUUAUUAUCAAAAAUUGCAAAAUUCCUUUGCGACAAUUCUAGAAGAGAUCAAAGAGCCUUGUAUUUUGACAGCCCUUGAUAUUACUAAUAUUUCAUGGUGACAGUUUAUGAUUGAGUUCAGGCAUGCAGUUUUAGAACUAGAAAAUAUGUUGGUAAAUAUGAUCGAUGAUAUUUUUGACGAGGUGGAAAAUAUCGAUGAAGGAAUCGAGGCUUUAUAUUCACUCGAAAAGUUCAAAAAACGUCCCGAUUUAGAGAAUUUACUCAAAGACAAAUGGAUAGAGGUGUGGAAAAUAUUCAGCAGAGAAGUAAAAUCUUGCUAUUCUGUAGUGUUUCAAAAUCAAGGUUCGAAAGAAAUGAAUCCAAUUAAUGUCAAAUACUUAACGAGGCAAUAUUUAAAGAUGAUAAAUGCUUCUGAUUGGAUAGGCGAUUGUAAUAUUCAAAGGGAUAUUUUAAAAACAUACAGGGAUGUUAUACUCGCUUUAUCUACAGAACAAAAUCAAUAAAAAGACGAUUUUCCUCUUUUCAUACAAACUACAAUUUUUUAUUGGUACAUGGUAGACCCGUAUUUUCGCAAACACAUUAUCAGAGGACUAAAUUUCACGAAAGAUGGAAUAAUUUUUAAUAAAAAUAUUGAAGACAUUUUAUAAAAGAAGAGUUAACAAAUUACAUAAAUUUAAUGUCUUUUAAGAUAGUAAAAUUGUAUCUGAACAAUUUUCCAAUGUCCCAAAUUAUAGAAAAGGAAAUUAACAAGUUUUUCAGGUUCAUAAACCUUGUAUACUCUUAGAAUCCUG
This is a messenger RNA of Belonocnema kinseyi, 2325 nucleotides long. RefSeq names its product dynein-1-beta heavy chain, flagellar inner arm I1 complex. The transcript is spliced from 11 exons. The record is from RefSeq and is a predicted model, not a curated record. Lineage: Eukaryota; Metazoa; Arthropoda; Insecta; Hymenoptera; Cynipidae.